Messenger RNA from Phanerochaete carnosa HHB-10118-sp, 155 nucleotides. RefSeq lists its product as uncharacterized. NCBI's taxonomy places the organism in Eukaryota, Fungi, Basidiomycota, Agaricomycetes, Polyporales, Phanerochaetaceae. Bases 1 to 150 code for a protein of 49 amino acids. The record is from RefSeq and is a predicted model, not a curated record. The transcript has 2 exons.
AUGUCGAGCAGCAGCAUGCCCUCCUCUGUGGCAGCCAGUAGUGCCAGCGCUGUUUCCCCUUGUCUCUCGUACCCCCUCCGCCUGCCCAGCUACCGCUCUUCAUCUGAUGGCGAUUCAGCACAAGUCAUUGUUCCUGCUUCCACCAACUAACUUAU